Fusarium fujikuroi IMI 58289 is the source of this 2151-nucleotide messenger RNA. Its product is annotated as related to ribonuclease H. The transcript has a single exon. Lineage: Eukaryota; Fungi; Ascomycota; Sordariomycetes; Hypocreales; Nectriaceae. The coding region runs from base 1 to 2151 and encodes 716 amino acids. Gene Ontology annotation, cellular component: nucleus. Gene Ontology annotation, molecular function: nucleic acid binding; exonuclease activity. The record is from RefSeq and is a predicted model, not a curated record.
AUGGGUAAGAAAGCAAAGAGAAAAGCCGCCAAACUCGUCAACAAAGCCCUUACAGCCCUAGAAUAUGACCCAAUCCCCGAAGCCGUCGACCAGGCCUCUUCAAGCGACAAUCAAGAUGAGGCCCAAACGUCCGACAAGUUCGACCAGGGCGUUCCUGUCACGACGGCCAUCGCGACUCUCGAGAAGGAUGUGUCAACACAAAGCGAUGGCAGCCUGAAGCGGUCUAAUCCCCAUGACGCAGACGACGGCGGAGAGUGGCAGGUCGUUUCACGGGCUGCAAAGAAGCUUAAGAAGGUCCCUAAACCUGGCAAGAAUUAUCCCACCAUUGCAUUCUCGCCCAAUGCGCGACUGCAAUCCAAGAUCAAUAUUUCCCAGAUGCGAGACCUGGUUACAUAUAUCUUUGCCGACGGAGCUGGCCCUCAAUGGAUCGGCAUUACCCAUCGCCCAGCGUUCCGAAAGAUUGUGGCUAUAAUGAUACCUGGUAUUGAGGAGGCCAUGUUCAAACACAACGUCGACUUUGACACAUAUAACGAUGCUGAUCGGGAGAGAAAUGCUGCCGUAACGUCGCCGGACGACUAUUAUCCCCGCCCACUGAAGAGAGAGCGCCUGCCCAAGGCUCUGCAACCAUUCGCUGAUAUGUUCACGCAUCUAUGGCCCGUCAAGACACCCGGCGAUGAUAGGCACGGGAAGAUGCAUUCGCCCUUGGCCGCUUUCCUAACAACCCCCACCCCGAAGGAAAAGAAUGGGCCAAAGGGCAUCAAACCAGCACACGAACCUUCAGGCUGGAAGAACGAGAGAACACGCAUCACCGAGUUCCUUUGUACAGUUGAUGAUCUAACUGACAACGGCUACUUGGUUCAUCCAGCUAUGCUGGAAGGUGUUGCAAGAGAUCAGUUCGUCCUCCCCGAAGGAUGGGUCAUUACCCAUGUGAAAAGCCUCGAAGAAGGUCAAGUCCCAGAAGACGAAGUUGAAAAGGGCAGCAUCACCCAAGGACGAGACAUUCUGGCCCUGGAUUGUGAAAUGUGCAUGACUGGAGAGGACGAGUUCUCCCUGACAAGAAUCAGCAUAGUUGACUGGUUCGGCAACGUUGUGCUCGAUGAACUUGUCAAGCCUGAUAAGCCCAUUACCGACUACGUCACCCAAUUCUCUGGAAUCACAGAAGAGAUGCUUGCACCUGUAACAACUACAUUACAUGACAUCCAGCAGAAGCUACUCGAACUGCUGACCCCUCGCACAAUCUUGAUAGGGCACUCUUUAGAGUCAGAUACCAAGGCUCUCCGCAUCACUCACCCCUUUAUCAUCGACACAUCCAUCAUUUAUCCGCAUCCUCGCGGUCCUCCUCUCAAAUCCUCUUUAAAAUGGCUGGCGCAAAAAUAUCUGUCAAAGGAGAUUCAAAAAGGUGGUGCAAAUGGCCACGACAGCAUCGAAGACUCUAAAACCUGCCUCGAUCUUGUCAAACAGAAAUGUGAAAAGGGCAAGGCCUGGGGAACGUCCGACUCACAGGGAGAGAACUUGUUCCGCCGACUAGCGCGAGCUGGAACUGCAUACAAGGCCCAAGGGGGGGCCGCAGGUGGCGCGGAGGUCGGCAAGACGAGCGCAGCUGUAGACUGGGGCGAUCCCUCCAAGGGGGCUGGAGCCGGCGCAACUCAUCAGCUCGGCUGUAAGAACGACGAGGAUGUAGCUAACAGCGUAAUUCGUGCUGUGCAGGGAGACCCGGAUGGCCUCGAAAUCCGCGGCGGCGGAGUUGACUUUGUCUGGGCGAGAAUGCGAGAGAUUGAGGCCCUUCAAGGCUGGUGGAACCGUAACCGUGCCGACAACAUAAACAGCGACGGUGGUCCUCCAGAAGACCCCGAGGCCGUCCCAUCCGACAAGUCAGAGCUCGAGCGGGCCCUCGUACGCCUUACAGAGCGUCUCACACGCAUCUAUGACGCCCUGCCGCCCUGCACAGCCUUCAUGUUGUACAGCGGUUCGGGCGACCCGCGCGAGAUGUCGCGUCUGCAGAAGGUGCAGACACAGUGGCGCAAGGAGUACAACACACCUGGCAAGAACUGGAACGACCUGAGUGUAAAAUGGACCGAUGUCGAGGAACAGGCGCUCAAGGAAGCGGCGCGCAAGGCUCGGUCAGGCAUAGGGUUUAUCUCGGUGAAGUGA